This is a messenger RNA of Ochotona princeps (American pika), 855 nucleotides long. It is a transcript of the gene RPL7, whose product is annotated as ribosomal protein L7. Gene Ontology annotation, biological process: maturation of LSU-rRNA from tricistronic rRNA transcript (SSU-rRNA, 5.8S rRNA, LSU-rRNA). The record is from RefSeq and is a predicted model, not a curated record. Bases 145 to 771 code for a protein of 208 amino acids. NCBI's taxonomy places the organism in Eukaryota, Metazoa, Chordata, Mammalia, Lagomorpha, Ochotonidae. Gene Ontology annotation, cellular component: cytosolic large ribosomal subunit. Gene Ontology annotation, molecular function: structural constituent of ribosome; RNA binding. The transcript has 7 exons.
GCUUCCUCUUUUCCGGCUGGAACCAUGGAGGCUGCCGAGUAAAAGAAGAAGAAGGUUCCUGCCGUGCCAGAAACGCUGAAGAAAAAGCGGAGGAAUUUCGCAGAGCUCAAGAUCAAGCGCCUGCGGAAGAAGUUUGCCCAAAAGAUGCUCCGGAAGGCCAGAAGGAAGCUCAUCUACGAGAAGGCCAAGCACUACCACAAGGAGUACAGGCAGAUGUACAGAACUGAGAUUCGGAUGGCGAGGAUGGCAAGGAAAGCCGGCAACUUCUACGUCCCUGCAGAACCCAAGUUGGCGUUUGUCAUCAGGAUCAGAGGGAUCAAUGGUGUGAGUCCCAAAGUCCGCAAAGUGCUGCAGCUUCUUCGCCUUCGCCAGAUCUUCAAUGGCACCUUUGUGAAGCUCAACAAGGCUUCUAUUAACAUGCUGAGGAUUGUGGAACCCUAUAUUGCAUGGGGCUACCCGAAUCUGAAGUCAGUGAAUGAGCUGAUCUACAAGCGUGGCUAUGGCAAAAUCAACAAGAAGCGAAUCGCCCUGACGGAUAACACCCUGAUUGCCCGUUCUCUUGGUAAAUACAACAUCAUCUGCAUGGAGGAUCUGAUUCACGAGAUCUACACCGUUGGGAAACACUUCAAAGAAGCAAAUAACUUCCUGUGGCCCUUCAAGUUGUCUUCUCCCCGAGGUGGGAUGAAGAAAAAGACCACCCAUUUUGUAGAGGGUGGCGAUGCUGGCAACAGGGAAGACCAGAUCAACAGGCUUAUUAGAAGGAUGAACUGAGGUGCCUGUUCCGGUAUUUUUAUAAUCUGGUCAGAUAAUAAACAUCAGCUCCACUGAGAUUGAAAUAAACUAUUGUAUUGGUGA